Molecule: messenger RNA, 490 nt
Organism: Trypanosoma cruzi
Lineage: Eukaryota; Euglenozoa; Kinetoplastea; Trypanosomatida; Trypanosomatidae
Product: fatty acid desaturase, putative
Exons: 1
Source: RefSeq, a predicted model, not a curated record
UAACGGCAUCAAAUGGUAUCAUUUUGAUCCGACCAAGUGGACCAUCCGCCUGUGUGAAUGGCUGAGGAUGGCCUCGCAUCUCAUGCGCACACCCAACGAGGUGAUUGAAAGGAACGUGAAGAAUCUCCAAUACAAGGGGGUUCGCAGACAGAUGGAACUUCUCGAGAAGCGAUUAGGGGAGCUUGAGCUCCCCACAACUGUGGAAUAUACGUGGGAGGAUGUUGCAAAAUAUGUGCAGCAGGGCCAAAAACUGAUCGUGAUUGGGGACAACGUUAUUGAUCUGGAGAAGUCCGUUCCAACGGGCUCCGGCUACACGCACUCCAAUGAAAAAAUUGUUUGGUAUGAAGCACACCCGGGAGGGAAGAAGAUGUUGGAUAUUUAUGUGGGCAAGGACGCUACGGAGGCAUUCCAAGGAGGAAUAUACAAGCAUUCUUUGGGUGCCGAGAGCCUGAUUCCUCACCUGCGUGUCGCCAAAUUGAAGCGUAAUUGA